CCUUUUUUUUAAGCGACUGUAUUUCGGAUCCAAGUCAAGCCCAUGACCCGAAACAUGCCCCGUAUAAGAGAAUCAGUGUCGGCUCUGGUUUCUAUAUCAAACAAAAAAGGAAAGAAAAAAGAAAAGGCACUUCUAUAAAAACCACUUUUUUUUCUCGCCUAAAAGAAAGGGAAAAAAAAACAAGAACCAUUUUCUAGUUUCCACCGUCUCUUCUUUCUCUGUGUCUCCACAUUCUUUCACUUGCAAUACUUGAUUCUCCUCUCAUGUUCUUUGAUCUCAAUAGCCGAUGCAGUGAAAAGGGUUUCAUCCACGUUCUAUCUAGAGCUGUUGCAUUCUGAGAUAUUCUCGCAUCUUCAACACUCAGAAAAUGGUUGAUGCAAGAUUAGGCCAAUGGUUAAAACUUGUAGCUUGGUCUCUUCUGUUGCUAAAAUCAGAAGGCGGUUAUGUUGGAAUCACUUAUGUUCAGAAUGCGGUGGCAACAGGAGCCGUUUGUUUGGAUGGUAGUCCACCAGCGUACCACUUAGAUAAAGGGUUUGGUACUGGCAUUAACAACUGGUUGGUUCACCUUGAGGGAGGAGGAUGGUGCAACAAUGUCACAACUUGCCUUUCCCGAAAAAAGACGCAUUUAGGUUCAUCGAAACAAAUGUCCCAGCAAAUCCCUUUCUCUGGCAUAUUGAGUAACAGGGGAAGAUAUAACCCAGACUUUUACAAUUGGAACAGAAUCAAGAUUAGGUACUGUGAUGGGUCAUCAUUCACUGGUGAUGUUCAAGCAGUGAAUAGAGCUACGAAUCUUUACUAUAGAGGACAAAGAAUUUGGAUUGCUGUCAUUGAAGAUCUAUUAAAAAGAGGAAUGAAGAAUGCUGAAAAUGCUUUGCUUUCUGGUUGUUCUGCUGGUGGCCUGGCGUCAAUUAUGCAUUGCGACAGUUUUCGAGCCCUGCUACCUAUGGGUACUACAGUUAAAUGCCUUUCCGAUGCUGGUUAUUUUAUCAAUGCGAAGGAUCUUUCAGGAGCAACACAUAUAGAAGGCUAUUUCAGAGAUGUAGUUACAACUCAUGGAUCAGCAAAGAAUUUGCCUCUUUCUUGUAGUUCGAGAAUGAGACCAGGCUUGUGCUUCUUCCCGCAAUACGUGGCGCAACAGAUUCGGACACCACUCUUUAUACUAAAUGCAGCCUAUGAUUCAUGGCAGGUAAGGAACAUCUUGGCGCCAGGCAUGGCUGAUCCUCAUGGCUAUUGGAGUAGCUGCAAGCUUAAUAUAAAGAACUGCUCACCUAUGCAACUCAAAACAAUGCAAGGUUUUAGGUUGCAUUUUUUGAGUGCAUUAUCUGGAUCUGUGAAGUCUUCAUCCAGAGGAAUGUUUAUAAACUCUUGCUACGCUCACUGCCAAACUGAAACACAGGAGACAUGGUUAAUGCCUGGAUCUCCAUUGAUCAAUAAGACUACAAUUGCAAAGGCAGUAGGAGACUGGUUUUACGACCGAGUGUCCUUCCAGAAGAUAGAUUGUCCAUUUCCCUGCAAUCCCACUUGCCAGAAUCGUGUUUUUGAUCCACAAGAAUACCCAGAAGUAUGAAUUCUUUUGUCUAUAUAUAUACAUAAUUUUUCUUAAUGAUCAUUGUAGGAAAACAUGGGUUUGAAUAGGAAAGGAAAAAAAAAAAAACACAAAGAAUUAUGAUUUGAUUAAGGCUUAAAAUAAGCAAAAGACCACCACUGCACAGAACUUGUGUGCUGGGUGUGUUUCAUUCUGCCAUAUUUUCUUGAUGUAAUAAACUGUUGUUCUCAAUAAGAUCAAUUCUUUUCAAAGUGAUCAAA
This is a messenger RNA of Tripterygium wilfordii, 1806 nucleotides long. RefSeq names its product pectin acetylesterase 8-like. The coding region runs from base 368 to 1567 and encodes 399 amino acids. NCBI's taxonomy places the organism in Eukaryota, Viridiplantae, Streptophyta, Magnoliopsida, Celastrales, Celastraceae. Gene Ontology annotation, molecular function: pectin acetylesterase activity. The transcript has 13 exons. The record is from RefSeq and is a predicted model, not a curated record. Gene Ontology annotation, cellular component: plant-type cell wall. Gene Ontology annotation, biological process: cell wall organization.